UAAUCAGAAAGAAUUGUGGUCUCUUUUUUGAGGAUUUUUUCAUCAAUUUUUGAGAAUAUGACAUCUUAACAUCAUCCAGAGUACUUCUCAAAUAGCUUAAAGUCGAAGACAAGGAAGACAAGGAAGACCAUAGUUCGAACAUUCGUUCAGUCGAUUCGAGCUCCAAUAUGGCGGAUACUCCUCUUGGCGGUAGUCAAGGGUCUGAAACUGCAUCAGAACCUGGAAUAAAAAGUCCGGAGCAUUCUAUGUCUCCGGAAAGUGUUACUGACACAACACCAACAACCCAACCAAAGUCUCAGCCUCCAAAAAGACGCGGAAAAGGUAAAGCUUAUACCCAAUGUAUUUUAGGGAAGCAUCAGCUUAGGGUUGAUUCUUGUCUAAAUCAUGAACUAGGACUAGGGACUUAGGCAGCCUUUGCACAGCUGGUAACUUUAGAACCAGUGUUAGGUUUCGUGUCUAUUUGUUUUUACAUAUGUCAAGUAAAAUGACUUGAAGCUAGUAAAUUGUAAAUCUACAGCAUGAGUGUAAGAGUACUGUGUACGGUAAUAAAUAUAGAUUGGUAGGGGAACUCAGGGUAUAGUUCUCAUAUGCACUCAAGGCGAGUACUUUAGAGCAUACAUGUAGCAGUCGGAUCAGCUUAGCAAAUCUUUCCCUCCUACCUGCCUCAUCUAUUUUGUUAUGUUUUAUGACAGCCCUUGUAUUUUGUUUAAUAGUAUUGUAGUGUCUUGUCUAGUUUUAUCUUUGGAGUGUUAGCUUUUCUUUCCAUUUUGAUGUUGUAUCAGAUAACGAUAAUUCAGUAUCCUUUACUGAGGACCUAAAAUCUGGAAUUCGUUGCCUAUUUCACCAAUUAGCUCUCCUUCUAUGUUUGUUUUUUAAAAAAAUUUAAAGAAUUAUCUCACUGAUAGCCGAGCUGUUGCUUAAUUUUCUGAUCUGGCUCACUCUGCACUCAGCCAUGAAUUUAGUUCAUUAGGUGGUUGAAGGAAGCCUGUUGAUAUAAGCUUCAAGCUUCGUUAGGCUUCCUUGUCACAUUGAUUUUAUAAUUUAAUUAACAACUUUUGUUCAUGUUGUAUAAGGUUUUGUGAGUGACAAAAUAAAUAAAUAAAUAAAUAAAUAAAACGUUUUUACAGAUAUUAAUAAAGGCUGCCUUAGUCCCAAUUUUGCAUGUUGGUUGUAUGGUUUAGACUAUAAACUUAAGCUUUAAUACAUGUAGAUUGUAAAGUUAUCAGAUUGUAGGUAUCCAUGGCCACAGCCAGAUCGUUCCACAAUUUAGUCAGUACUUUUCACAAGUCUUUAAGCUACGAAAAAAACGAGGGCGUUACUUAUGUGUAUGACUGUAUACCUCGUUCUUUAAGCUGCAGAUAAAAAGCAUAAAAAGCAUUUUACACUGAAACUGUGGAAUGUUGUGGGUAUGAUCUGGCUCAGAACAAUCUGACCAUGGAACAAAGUGACCGUAAAACAGAUUGUCUAUAGCCAAUAUAUCAGAACUUCACUUCUGGAAUCAAUUUGAUUUGAAUGAUACAACCUAAAAAACUUUCUGCCUUCUAUUUAGCCCCCGAUUUACCUGUUCAUGAAAGAAGGAAUUGGCUAAUACACCUACAUUACAUAAGGAAAGAAUACAGUCGAUGUAAGGUGAGUUGUAAACGACGUUUUUUUAUGAUCCAUACAGUAUUCCAAGGGUAUUAAAGUUUUCAUGUUGUUGCAUCAGCAAUUAACCAUCGUUAUUCUUUCAGGCUCUCGUAAGUGACCAACUUCAGGAAACCCAAGGAAUGUGUGAAUAUGCCCUGUAUGUACAAGGUACACGUAAAGGAACAAUCUGGGGAUAUUGAGGGGGACGGGGGAGGGGGGCAGAAAAUUAGUUCUUGCAAUUGUGGAUUUCAAAAUAAAUGACAGAUCCAGACAUACACACAAAUCCAUUUUUAGGUUUGCUCAUGUUGACAAAUCUGGAAAGGUCCAGAUUUUCUGUUGAUCAAUGUACCCCUUACAUGUAAGUGUACAUUGCAUUGUACUCUACUGUUAACUGCUCUUUUUUUUCUUCUAUUGUGAAAAAUUGUCUUCGAGAGUGGCUGGACUACUAAAUACCAUUCAGAAAUUCAAUACAUGCAUGCAUGUACAUGUAUAUAGGUACAAUGUAUGUGUAAUGACAGCAACCUUUUAAAGAACAGAACAAGAAAAUGUGAUAUUUUAAGAUUUUCCUUUGCUGUUUUAUUCCUUUUAUUUUAUGUAGCAUUAAUUCUGCGUCAGGAAGGACAAAUUCAAGAAUCAUUAGAUCUCUUCCAAAGGACUGUGCAAAUCAACCCCCAAAGUGCUGACAAUCUAAAGCAAGUGGCAAGAUCUCUGUAAGUCUUCACAGCUUUGUUAAAUGUCUAAUUGCUCCCUAGUAAUAAUUAUUGUUUUGGUUUUCUCAAUCUUUCAUGCAUGUAAAUUGAACAAUUAAGUACUUUGUAAGUUCCAGAUACACGCACUGUUGAUAAUCCAUUGACAGAUUAGCCUUGCUAAUGGCAAUCAUGUCAUUCAAGAUAGAGAAAAUGAAGCAUGCAAUCCAGCCUCUAGUUUCCCUGCAGAAACCUGUAUGGAUGCGAGAAAUUUUGGUCAUUCAUGAUGUCGGUGUACACCCAUCCAACCCUCUGCCUGUUUAGACCCAGGUGAAAGGGAAGGGGGUGGGGGAGGGGUGUAUGGAAGAUGUAACGAGAAUCCCAGAUAUGCAGCUUGCAUUUGUGGUGGCUGGGUUUUACGGAUUUUCAUGGCACUUGGUUUUCAUAAUGUCAGGACUUCUGCAUGGAGAUGUAUUUUUGACAAGUUGAAGAUUAAAACAACCACGUGAAAUAAUUGAGAGUGAUCACAAGCCUCGAGUUAUAGCUUUCUCAAACUGAUCAUUGGGAAUAAUUCAUAAAGAAAUACAAAAGAAAUGCAUGUUUUCACGAGUGUCUGGAAAUCAGAUCAAAACCUGUUUAUUGCAUCUUUACAUGAAUGUUUCUUCUAAACAUUAAUCCUUUUACAGUGUACUUACAUGUAAAGAGUAAUAUGUAUGAAAUGCAUUCGAGUUUCAAGGUGUUUGAAAUUGCAAUGAGAUAUUAACCCAUCAAGAUUUUGAUGGGUUAUCUCACUUUAAUAUCAAGCACCUUGAAACUUGACUGCAGUUCAUACUUUCAGCCAUACAUGUAGCUCUUCUAUAAAGUGUUUAAUAUAUAGUGAUGAAACACAGUCUCUUGUUUGAUAUAUUACAUGUACUUUGAGUAACUUUUACAUUAACUCUCUAUGCCAUGUUAAUAUUAACAACUUAGUUAACUUCUUUAGCUUCCUUCUUGCUCGUCACAAAGCUGCUCUUGAAGUGUACAAUGAGGCUGCAAAAUUAAGCACCAAAGACUGGGUAUGUAUGUAGUGUUUGUAAUACACAUUAUUCAACUUUUUGGUGAGCUGUCAUUUAGAUUCAAAACAAAUGUAGGACACCAAAACAAGCCCAGAUAAAGUGGGUCUUGACAAACUGUGAGCCAGCGAGCCAGCGAGUCAUGUGAGUCAUGCGAGUCAUCAUGUGAGCCAUGCGAGACAGAUGUUAGUUCCCAGUCCAUUUUCCUUUCUUCGGCUUUUGGCUAUUUGGCACAAGUUUUUGCUAUCCUCGCUCUCCUUUCAAUAUCGUUUUGUUAUCUGCCUUCAUCUUUUUCAACUUUUGUCAAGGUAAGUUUUUUUUUUUUUUGUUGUCAUUAAUUUUUGAGAAAGUUCAGCUGCAAUUCUUGAAGCUGCUGAAAUCAAGCGCCAAGUUCUUGGUUACAAAAAAAGUCGGGGAGGGUCCCACUGCAGCUGAUCGGGAAGAAAAAGAGCAAAAUGAACUCCUUGCAGGUCGAGAUGCAUGCGCUUCUGCAGUUCAGUAUAUAGCAGAAAAUGCAGAGUCAUUGACUGGGAAGGUAGAUUUUUCAACUGAUGGAGAAGCUGCUCGUUACUUAGUUACAGAGGCUAGUUUUUUUGUAGUUUACGUUAAAAACAAAGUUAUUUUAUGCUGACUCACAUGGCUUGCUUGUUGAUUCGCAUGGCUCGCAUGCCUUGCAUAUUAUACACACUCAGCUAAAGUCAGCGACAAAAUUAUUGAGCCAUUGUUCUCAAAUAGGGUAACUUCAGGGAACAAAAGAAUCCAGCCCGUCCCCCCCCCUCUGUCCCAUCCAUUCAAAGUUGAAGUGUUUGUUGUGUUCUAUAUGUAGCUCAAACAGUUGCACAACAUUGCAUGGAGUGGAUGGGGGAGGAAAAGCUAUAUUUUCCCCUUUUGAAGUCAGUGAAAUGAAAAAAGCCCAGUUUUGGGUGAAGUGUCUCAACUCAUUUUGUUGCCGAUUGCGAUUGUGGGUCUGAAUAGAGGCACAUGAAAUUAUUCCCUAAUUUUACUUGGACCUUUUGCUUAUACACUUGCUAAUUAUUGUGUUUGAAAAGAUUUAACUAAAGUUUCAUUUUUUUGCAAUAUUUCAUUUUAGGAAAUCUACCAUAAUCAAGGUAAGACUAAGAUUGUUUGUUGAUCGAUUUGAUAUUGUUAAUGUUGUUGUUUUUGUUACGUGUACAUGUAGUAGGUAAUAAUUAUUGACUGAUAAUUUUGUGUUAUCAAGCAUGCAAAAAAAGUAGUGUUUGGUAGCCUGGGGUUAGUGGAUUUUGUGACAACAGGCUAGUGAAUUCUGUUCUUAACUUGUCUGACAGGCAAGUGAACUUUCGUAGAAUUCAAAUUACAGAUUAAAGUUCUAUGUGGCAAAUAAUUAUUGUUGAAAUUCAAUAAAUUCAUGUGGAUUAAAAAGUGGUUUUAAGAUGAUCAGAGAAAGUGAAAUUGUUAAUUUUCUAUUUUUUUUUUGUGCCAUGAAUUUAUUUGGCAAGUAAUUAACUAACUAAUGGUGUAAUCAGUAAAUUAACUAUUAAUCCUGCAUGUCAAAAUUGUUUUCUGGCUAGUUAAAAUGACUCUUUUGCUAGUACAUGCUUGCUACAUCUUGUCUGAAUGGCAAGCUUAAAGCUGACUUUCUUUGCACUAUGGUUGUCUUAAGUACAUGCAGAGGAAGGUAUCAAGUUUAUGCAAGAGAUGAUCAAGAAUACCCUCCUUUGGACUUGGUCGAUUUAACAACUCCUUUAUCUACAUAAUUCCUCAUACAGUGUAUCAUACUCAGCCUCAUCCAAUAACAAUUGAUAAGUAUGAAAAAAGUGUAGCAAGUCAGUGGUUGAGUUGAUGUUACCAGUACUUGUCUGUAUGACACCCAAUCUUUAAUUACAUUGCAUACUGUGCCACUUUAUUGAAUGUCAAGAAUUUGUUUCUCAAUAUUAUUGGUCCUUUAUUAGGUGUUUGCUAUAUGUAUCUAAAGGAUUUUGAAAAGGUGGGUACUGAUACAAUUAUUAUUUUGACUAACUCCACACACUAAAACAAGAGAAAUAAAACAAAUUAUGCUCAUGUAAAUUAUCCCCAGGACACUGCAACACCCAUAGCCCGACAAAACAAUGGACAUUUUGCAAUGUCAUUAGACUUUCUAUUAAAAAGUCCUUAAUUUUUUUUCCUGGAUGGUUAUGCCAUUGUAAAGGACUUUUCAUACCUGUUUGGCGCGAAAUUCACCGGUCGAAAAUUCUACUGGUGACAUUUUGACAAUUGACCAAUAGGACAGUGAGUGAUGAACUAUUUACACCACUCCCAACACAGCAUACAGUGUAUGUCAAUCAUUUUUUUUCCAGCGUGAGUUUAUAAUAUAAUUCAAAUCAUUCAGGCAAAAAUAACGAGUCGACCUUGAGACUUCAUCGCUCGCUCAGUGGCUGCGUUACCUCAUGCGUUCAAAGUUCGCUUUGCACACUUUUAAGAACUUUAAUAUGAGAGGUUGACUUGUAGACUUGCAGUGUCACCAGUGAUUCCCUGCAUAGGAUCAAUUGCAGGGAAACUGCUGGUGACGUUGCAAAUUUCUGCCUCUUGUCUCAGGCUACAACACAAACUGGCACCAAUAAUUUAAGUGUGAAUUUUUUAUAUUAAAUUGAAUUUAAUAACUACAUGUAAUUGGCAGGUUCAAAUAAUUGACAUAUAUAGUAUUGAAAAAAUUCAUGAAUACUUCAUACAUAAUAUUACAAUAUGUCUCUGUGCAGCAAAGGGUAUUGUCCAGUACAAGUAUCCCAAAGGAAAACGAGGUGCCCACAUAAAAAAAUUCUAGUCGCGCGAGUAUUUUCACUACAAAGGCAAGUUAUAUAUCAAGUUAAAGCUAAAAGACUAAAUUACCUUAUAAAAGAUUUUAUUUUAUCGAAUUUCAAAAGGCGCUUAAGUUUUUUGCUCUCAAACUCAGGGGUAUCAAGUUUACUGCUGAAGCUCCAGCCCUUUCGCGUUGUAAAUAUUCACUUCCUUUUUAUUGCAUCUGAUUGACAGAUAAAAGACCUAAAAAAGGGUAAGAGGAAAUUUGCAUAUGUUUCGUAUUAGCGGAAUUAUUGCAUUUCAAACUAAAAAGUCGAAUCUUGAGCGCGAUUUAUGCAAAGAAACUGACAUAAAAUGAGUUACAAAGGGAAAUCGGAAAAUUCCUCACACCCUUUUUGAGUCUAUAUCAUUAUCCAUCAUAUCUGAAAGUUUCAAAGCGAUAGCUUAAAACCUGUCCCAACUGGAGGUCGGAGAAUUUUGAUUUUUGGGCCUAAAAUAGAGUGAGAGAAAAUCAGCUCUAAAGAUUAUUUUAGCGCGAGGUCCAUGCUUGGCUGGUUAGCUCAGAAAAGGCUCAUUUUAGAGGGGUUAAAAAGCACUUUCUGGUUUUCUUUUUCUGCCAAAAUAAAAUUUAGGACCCACUCAUGCCAAAAAUAAAAAAAAAAACAAAAUCGAGCAAUGUACUAAAAUUUUCAGUUACCAAGACCUUAAUAUUCACUGUCAUUGUAGGCUAAAGAUUGCCUGAAGCAUGCUUUGCAGUACCACCGCCAUGAUGCUUCUUUCAUUCAGCUUGGGAAAGUUCUCCUCUUAGAGGGCGACACGGAAUCAGCCAUUGAUAUUUUCAAAAGAGCAAUAGAGUAAGUUCCAGUUCAUAUAAUUUAUGCUGAUAAUGUACGGUGUUCAUAAUAAAUUUUAUAUACAUACUAUAAGUGGGGAUCACGUGUAAGUGAAACACAUGCAAAAAUAUGAGUGCGUGGUUUGUUCCUCCCAUUUUAUUGUCAUGUUUGGGCUUUCUCCAUUUCGUGGACGCGACUAUCUCAGAACCUGGAACAGGCUAAUAUGACAUGAGAAGGGGUACUUCUUCCACGACUUACAAUGUACUUCAUUCAAAUUCCAAAGAGUUUGCAAAACUAUAGCUGCACAUUCAAAUGGAUGCAAUAAUGGUCCCAGAAAUAUCUAUACCCACUUUACGAAGGAGGUGGGGCAGUGAAUGGUAAUUCAGUGGGUGAAAGCCCAUACCUUUAUAGGACAGUGGAUGGUGGAGCCAUUUAUAAGUACCAAAGGCCCAGUGAUCAGUAGUACUACUUCUCCUUAAACUGCAAGAAGAUUUUAGCCAAUUAUUUUGUUAGUAUCUUUGUUUUUCAUUAACAAUUUGAGCUUUUGCUGUAUCUGCAGAUUUUCACCUGAAAACCCUGACUUAAUGACUACACUGGGUCUUCUUUACCUUCAGGUAAAUAAAUGGUACUGUACAGUGUACAUGAGAGAGCUUGAUACUAUUAUUAUUAUUAUUAUUAUUGUUAUUGUUUCCCUUAAACUACACUGUACUGUUUCUUGCAUUGCAAGAUAAAUAUUAAAUAAUUUUGUUUUUUCACUGUCUACAUGCAUCUUUCAGCUGGGACAGACCUCAAAAGCUUUUGAGCAUCUUGGGAAUGCCUUGACUUACGACCCAAGUAAUGUGAAGGUACAGAUAUAAGCCUACAUUGUAAAAUAAACUGUUUCCUCACAAUUAGGUCUAUACAUGUACUGUAGUUAAGAUUAGUUUUUGAGUCCACUUGCAAAGUUUUUUCUAAAAGCAGUUAGUAAAUAGGCCACUUGCGAGUAACUUGCCCCAAGCCUCUUUGUACAUAAUAAUGCAGAGAAGACAAUGGGUCAGUUAUUAUUUAAACUACUUCUAACUUAGACUGCGGCUUAUGAAAUCUUUGAACCUUCGGAUCUCUUUCUUAGUGGGUUAUGCUAAGAGGGCAAAUGCUUUUCUGGUCUAUAUUAUAUGCAUUAAUGAAACUGUUCACGAUAGAUGGUGUUUACAUAAAAGUGUUUGGCGAACUGAUAGUGGAUUAGAACGCGGUUUUGUUAAACACUGGCCAAACUCCGUUUAAAUAACUGGCCCAAUGAGUUGAGGGAAAACCUAGUCAUGCACGUGGAAAACUAAGAAUAACCAUUUUCCCGAAAGUGAGAUUCUAAAUCUCUCGUAUCAUGGGUAAACAAAAAGGCGAUGCUUAAGGGUCCUCUUAUUUUUAGCGGUAUUGUAGUUCACCUGGAACAGUCAUCAUCUGGCCUCAGUUGCUUAAUGUGGAUAAUGCUGUCCACCGGAUAGCCUGCUAGUGUCCUCGAGAUUUCUUCCUUCGCCCUAAAAAACAAAUCAGUGCCUGCUACGCAGUAGAGAACGCAAUUAGUCUCCCUAAUACAGCUAUUUCGAGAAAGGUUGUCGGAAAAAGUGCCCGCGACAAUCCCGAAAGGUAUGGUGGGUGUUUUUGAGUUCACUGUUCUUCGAAGAAAUUUGAAAGAAUGGCACAAGAAGCCAUGGACCUAUGUUUGCGAGUGCAAAAGGAAAACAACAAAAGUAAGUUCGACAGCUACAGUGUCAGGAACAGCGUAUUGAUCAUAACUCAUAUUACCGUUCGGUUUUGUCGCGUGCACAUUUUUUGCGACAACCUUUCUCGAAAGAGCUGUAUAUUUAUCUGCUGGAUGGCGCUAUCCAACGUUUUAACAACCAUGGUCUGGCUGGCAAACCUGAGGCUGACUGUGCACUCAUUUUACCACCUCUUCUCUCCACCAGUCCUCCGUUUUACAGGUAUUUAAAUCUUCAUGGAAAGGAAAUAAGUGAAACAAGGAUUUGAGCUCACACCUGGGAAUCGAAUUUGCGUACAGAUGGCCAAAUGUGCCAGUCCUUGUUUCUUGGUUUCCGGUUCAUUGUUUCUUUGAGAAAAAGGCUGAUAGAGUUUGCUUUUCCAAUUCCAGGCUAUUCUAGGAGCAGGUUCUAUUAUUCAGUCACAUGGUGAUUACGAUGUUGCUUUGACAAAGUACAGGAUCGCCGCCUCCGCCACACCCGAGUCACCUCACUUGUGGAGCAACAUUGGCAUGUGCUUCUUUGGAAAAAAGAAAUACGUGGCGGUAAGUGAACCUAGUGCUGAGUGGCCUUAGCUCCCACAAGUCUUUUGUAGCUUAGUAGGGAGCUUAAGCAUCGACGACAGCGACGGCUACGAAAACGUCGCUUAAAAAGUGAAGUUGCGUUGCCUAAAACUUCAUCGCGCCUAUUCCAUCUUGUUUAGUCCGUCAAAUGUUGGCAAAUUUCUUUGGAGUUGAAUUCUACAAGGAUUGUAUCAAAGUUCAGGAAAAGAAACAGAAAAUUGUUGUUUUGUGUUCCCGUCCUCGACAGAACAUGAAAUUAGGCACUUUCACGUUGAAGUCGUGCAACGAUAGCUAAGAAAUGUACAAAAAAGCGUGAUGCACGUGCAAAGUUGUUGUUUAGCCAAUCUAAACUUAUUGCUUUUUUGCCGUUAUCGUUGACGUCGCCGUCGUCGUUGUCCCAAGAGUGACUGGUUCAACAUCAAGUUUCUCCUUACAAUAUCAAUACAUUAUCAAAAGAAAAGGUUAUGAGAUUUAAUAAAAUGAUCAACUCAGGGAAAAUGCUUUGAUCCUUUAUCAAAUUCUCUCAACUGAGUCUUUAAGAAGUUUUUUGAGAUCAGUGUGGAGAAUUGGUAUGUUGAUACUGGGGCUUUAUAAAGGGUUGAGCUCCCUAAUGUUAAGGUGAUGUUACACGGGACGACUCGCAACGACGAUAUUUAACGCAACACAUCGUUGCAAUAUUGGAACAAUGUUGUAAAUAUUCGAAACAAUGUCGCAACAAUGUUGCUGUGUUGUGUUAAAAAUCGUCGUUGCGAAUCGUUUCGUGUAACAUCACCUUUAGAGCAUCUGGACUGGUAACCGGACGGUCAUAGGUUUAACUCCUGUUGGGAGUUUUUGGGAUUUUUUCCUCCAAGCCGCCUGUGUCUUUGAUUGAAUAAUCAUCUUUCUCAUGUAUUCACCAGACUUAGAAAUUCACCAUCAUAUUACUAUCAUUACGUGUCAGUAAGUUUGAACAAGUAACGAUUUUUAUUAUAUAGCUGAAUCCGCGUGGGGGCAGGAUAAAGCAAAUCCUGUCUUCAGAUUGGUCGGUCUGAUUGGCUACCCGAGGGGGCUAGAUGGGCCUACAUUGCUCACUGGGGAUUUCACGAGUUGGUACAGAACGAAAAAGGUCUCUAUGUGGCCAUAUGAUUAGUCCUUCAUUGAACACGCUUGUUUAGUCAAAAUGGUUGGAUAGUGGCCUCGUUCUUGGCCAUUAUCUGAGAUUCAUCUUGACCUCUGGCUUGAUAAGUAAGUCCAUAAACUAGAUAUUAAAUAUGAGAUUGUUCUGUAACACCAGCACUGUGUAGGAGAUAACUUGACUGCAUCUGUAGUCUACACGAAGCUCGUUCCACCAUAUUAUGAGCUGUGUAGCUUCUGAAAUACAGUCUGUAACUGGCAUACAAAUUGUACCAUGCCUCUUUGAAGCUACCCUUCUCCUCUAAAAUCAGUAACAUGGAAAAAGUAAUAGCUUUUUUGUCAUCAUUUCAAACAUGACCCAAAACACAAGCUCUUUGUGACAGGAGAGGGGAAGGGGUUAAGAGGGAAGUUAGUCAAGGUAAUAGUUUAAAGGAUUGCUUUGUAAACGUUUGCCGAACUAAUUGUGUAAUUUUUUUAAAAUUUUGAAACUGCGUGGCGAUCUGUUCCAACUGACUUUUUUAUGAUUAUUUUCUAGGCCAUCAGUUGUCUCAAACGUGCUACAUACAUGGCACCAUUUGAAUGGAAAAUUCUCUACAACUUGGGAAUCAUUCACCUCACAAUGCAACAGUAUCCUUUGAAAGUACUGAGUGUCAUACCGUUUUUUUUUUUUACUGAUAAGUUAGGUUUGAAGCUACAAUCGGCGACAAAAUGAGUUGAGACGCUUCACCCAAAACUGGGCUUUUUUACGUUUUAUUAACUUCAAAAGGAGGAAAUAUAGCUUUCCUCCCCCAUCCCCUCCGUGCAAUGUUGUGCCCUUGUUCUAGCUACCUGUAGAAAACAACAAACACCCCAACUUUGAAUGGAGGGGACAGGGGAGGGGUGCGGAUUCUUUUGUUCUCCGAAAUUACCCUAUUUAAGUACAAUGUCUCAACAAUUUAGUCGCCGAUUGUAGUCACGUGCAAUCAAACCCCGCUAUACGGACACCUCGUUAUUACAUGUUGGUAGUUCUCUUUCAUCGCGUUGAACACACACACCCAUUAAUGCGGACAGCAGACACUAAUUUCUUGUUCAAGUGAGAGAUUCUCAUAGAAAAUGAAAGGGCUAUCUCACGAAGGUAUUACUGUUUUAUAUCAAUUCUUCCCUGAAGUGCCUUAUUAUCCGUGCACAAAAUGCCUCAGUAGAGCUCCGAGGAAGAUAUUGAAUACAGCCGAACCUCCGCUAACGGCAACUUUAUUGUUCGUCCCGACAGACAAAAAAAUCCAUACAUUGACUCUUGUUUAAAACCUCUCUACAACGGCCACUUUUUUCUGUCCUCAAGGUGGCCGUUGUUGUCUGGGGCAUGGCAUUAAAACUUGAAAAGGUUAGCCCGACUGCUUCGCGUUUCAAUCCAUGUCCACCCUUGCCAACCCUAGCAACAGACAACAGGAAACACUUUGAAUGCCUAAAUAUGGUCUUAUAUAACAACAAUGGACCAUUUCGUUUCUAAGUCAGUUGUUGUUUUUAAAAAUUAAUAGCAAAUAACUUGACCUAGUCACUCUUACCCUGCUAAAAUCACAUCGCUUAGUGCGUGCUGUAAUGAGCCUUACUCGUUUUAAAGGCAAAGAUUGAUUUGAUUUGAUUUGAAAGCUUCGGAUAACAGCGUGUUGAUCCAUCCCUUGGAUAGCACUAGCUACCUUUCUGGACAAGUGGGGCCAAGUGUAAGCUAACCUGAGAUCAGGCGUUUUUUUUUUUGGCUUCUUUGUUUCUUUGGCUCGAGAGGGGAAAAAAUAACGCCUGAUACAUUCAUUUAACGAGCCGUUAACCGCCCCCUAAUUUACAUAAUCUAACGUCUCCUUGACCUGUCAUGUUAUUAGCCAAUAAGCGUUUACCAUACGGGAAUCAAAUUUUGGCGCGAAUAAUGUCUCUUUUAAAAUCAAUUUUAGGGAAAAGAAAAUUUUUAAGUACGUCCAUGUUCAGAUGGCGCUUCCUAAAAGGAAUUUUAAAUGUGUUCAAAUACUGCUAGCUGGAGCUGCCAUAACUUUAUUUAAGAGCUACAAAUAAUAAAGAAUUUACUGGUUAAAGCUCGUUGACUUCGUUCUGUGCCGAAAGCAGAGAAAAAAAAAUUAGGCUGAAGCACCAUAUUUUACGAACUGAAAGGUGUUGUGAAAGCGAAGAUCGCUGAGAAUAAUUCGCAGGUUUCUGAAGGAGGAAUUACAGUCAAACAAGGUCAAGAUUCCAUUCAUGAAUUGAUUAUUUGAAAAGUGAACCCGUUUGUCGCUUCUAUAUCUUGUAGCCGGUAUCAAAUUGCAUUUAAAUGAUCGGUGAAGUUUUGACUGCAACUUUUUAGUAUACGAUGAGAUGGAAAAUAUUUCAAUGGGUGAAAUUUCUAUUUAGGCAUUCUUCAAAUUAAAGAAAACUGAGCCGGCAGAAAUUUUUAAAACGAACUCGCGUGUGUAUUCACUGCUCAUGACGCAAGCAAAAAUGCAGACUGAAAUCAACAACUAACGGAUGGCGGCAUUUUGGCCAAUUGGAACAGCGCAAAUCAUCCGUAUUGUUUCCUAUCCAAUCAGAAAAAAGUCCAGAUUCUGGCGUUUUUACAUGUGAUCCGACAGAGAAAUGUAUCAUGCCCUCUUCCCGUGAAAGACUUAAAGGGAUAAUAGGGAGAGGGCAUGAUCUCAGGCUAAGUGUAAGCCACAGUGCAGGUCUAUUUAGACAGCUAGCAGUCACUUAUUUUUCUUUUGAGUCACAGUAGGUGGAGAGCACAUGGUGGGAGUUGGGGACUAUCUCUCCCCCUUUUAAUCAUUAAUUUGCAUGAUUUUAUUUUUCCGCUCGUCGCGCGUGUCUCUGAGGAAGAGGGACGACUACUCGUGGUCUAAGGCUUUCGCAAACCUGCGAUCAGGCGGUCGUUCCUUCCCCUCCCUUUGUUCUGUUGCAGACUUAAGCGCUCCUUCGAGAAGAAAGUACGCCUAUCGCAGGUUACAAAAGUUCCCUUCCGUGCCUCUUUUGGGUUUCUCUGACUCGUCUGCACUCCAGUUGUUUUGGUUAAAUAGAAAACUGUUACCUCUUAGAAAAACGCCGAAAGAUCAGUGCCAUAAGAGGAGUCUUGAGCUUGUGCCAUCCAAUAAGAGUAGACCCAAAAAGUUUUUCCUUGACAUCAUGUUUUUCAGAUAUGCCUCUGCUUUUCAUUUUCUUAGUGCAGCGAUUACGCUCAAACCAAAACAUGGUCAUCUUUUCAUGUUGCUGGCAAGUAAGUACCCCUUUUCUCCGUGUGAACACGCGUGCAUUUAGGCAACCUCGGCUGAAGCCAGAUUAUUUCUUUCAGUAAAUUACAUGAAGAACAGCUUAGUCGAACUUUGCUUUGUUGUAACAUAAAUAAUCAGAACUUGGAUAUUUUGAACCCGAGUCAUGUGCUUCAUAACCUGCAUCCAGAAUUUUCAGCAGUUCUACAAAGUUUAGUUGGGUUCUGCUCCAGUAUCGUUACGUUAAGAGAAUAAUAUAAAAUGCGUUGUGUAAACCUCAUAAGGUGUUUAUUCUGGCUUCACCCGAUGUUAUCUAAUGCUAACCAUCUGUUAAAGUAGGGGCCUGUAGUGGUCGCGUAUUCCAUCGCCAGAGCUGGGGCCCGUUUCUCGAAAGGUUCUGGAAUAGUAGCAAAGUUCCUGGCUCACAAACCCGUCAAUUUUGCUUCGUUAACUUAUAGUUUUUAUUGCGUGCAUCAUUUUCAAAAUAAUUAUUAAAACUUUGAUUUUUAUUGCAAACACGACAAACAUAAAACAGCUCUCCGGGCCCGAAAAGUUUCGGGACUUUUGAGAAACGGGCCCCUGGGCCAACACUUCUGGCCUAGCUACUGCUUUAAAUAGCGCAGGUCUGCUGAGUGGGUAACCUGUGUUUAAACCCCGGCUAGAAAACCAACCACAUCGUGUCUUGGUAAGUUUGGUAAAACUGGCAAGAUCGUGCUGGCUGUGUUUAAGAUCAUGGGUCAAUUUAAUAAAAUUUUUAGUCUGGCCAUUUUUGUCAGACCGUAAAACAGUUGUUACACUUGUAAAUUACAGUUGAACAAGUUUUAUCUCGUCAUUGGGCGGUGACGUAAAGCCGUUAUGGUCUUGUCUCCUUCAUCCUUCUUUCAUCAGUAAACUCGAAGGGGCAACUGUUUGGAAAGAAUAAGGGGAGAUUUCCGCGAAUGUUUCUUCCUCUACCUCUGUUUCAGUUAUAGCACACAUCGUACAGUUAGCUUUUAAUACCGGCUGCCCCUUCUCUUGGGGAGAGGGGAUUAGAGAGACGCAAAAAAGUGUUCUUGAUUAGAAAUGUUGCGACACUUAAAUAAGGUCAAUUUUUACCUUGCGCUUCUUAGCCUGCGAGAGCAGACGCAUUCUUGGCGGGUGAAACAAGAGCCGAAAAAAGCGUCUGCUCUCGCAGGCUAUGUAUAUCUUUGUCUUGUAUUAUUUUUCAGUUGCUCUGACGCACUUAGACGACCAGGAAAAUGCAAGACAUGCAUAUGAACAGGCAGCAAUGUUAGACAGGUAAGUCAAGUGUAGUAACGGUCGCCGGUGAUAAAAAGUAAAACUCUUUUUGUCCGACUGGACAAAUGGAAAUGGAAAUGAUAAAAUCAAUUCCGACAGGAGCAUUUAUCCAAAGGAUAGCAUUAUCCACCUUUUGAACAACUGCAUCAUUCCGUAGGAUUCAAAAGAACUAAUUUUAUUGUGAAACGAGACAUCGAGGGCCUAUUGUCAGGAAAUUACAGUCAAACCCCGUUAGGGACUGGUCAAAAAGUAUAGGCGGGGGUGGGCUCGAGCAGAGAGGGGGUGGGUCGUGAGGUUUUGAGCCUUGUGCAAGGGGUGGGUCGGGCAAUUUUCAGCUACCCUUAGGGGGUGGGUCACCCUAUUUUAUUACAUAGAUAGGCACUAACUACUAACAAGACAGUUGACUACACUUGUUAUAUAAAACACAGCCAGCUGGAAUUAUUGCUAAAAUACUCACAAACCUGUUUUGCGAGAAAAUACAAAGGGUGACAGGCCGCACAACCUUUUUUUUUUUAUUAUUCUAACGAGCAUGUCCUUUAAUGAUUUUCCUUUUUUGUAAGGAAAUGAUUGGUGGUUCUUUAAAAAAUUUAUUGAAGUUAUGGUUGGUUUUGUAUAAGAUUCCAUUUUUUCAUUCAAGCUUCCUUUAUAGUAGACACUGAGGGCUGGUAUUGUGUCAGGAAAGGCAAUAUUUCUUUUUCCUCCUUGUUGUUUUGUUUUAUGAGUUAAGAUAGUUUAGAUAGUUUAGUUUAGAUGAGUUUAUGAGUUCUGAUAGUAGGUUUUCUAUCAAAGAUUGUGGGUAGCCUCCGUCCAUCAAGCGUUUUUUUUUAAUUUGAAUUAUUUUCCUCAAAGGUUGUUUCUGAGGAGUUUAUUCGUAGGAUUCUCAAGGCUUCUCCUUUGACAAAUCCUUUUUUAACAUUUGGAGGGUGACACGAGGUGAAAUGUGUGUGCAAGAAGGUUUCCGUUUGUUUAAAAUGUGUCUUUGCAUCAAGGAUAGAUUUUCCUUGAAUCUUGUGCCUUUGUAUACAACCGUGUCUAAAAACGCAGUCUCAGUGUCAAAUGUUUCGGCCGUGAAUUCAGUAGUUGGGUGAUGUAAGUUUGCUUGUUCAAUGAAGGCUUCCAUCGAAACGAGAAAGGUUCGGUUUUUUGAUAUUUGUCUUUUCAGUGAAAGGUAUGAUUUCUGUGAUUUUGAUUUUGGUUGUAGCAGUGUAUCAACAAAUUUUGUCAAGCACAGAACAAGGGUUUAUUGGAUUAUUUAGAGGAAACCAAACAUCCAUGUUUUAACUAGGGGGUGGGUCAUGCAAUUUCCAAUCUUGCUUUAGGGGUGGGUCAGUCAUUUUUGUGCCGAAGGGAGGGGGUGGGUCAUGUGUUUUUUAUCAACCACAUUUCCAAAUGCUCCAGCCCACCCCCCCCUAUACUUUUUGACCAGUCCCUUAAUACAACAUGUACGGACUCUGUGGGGGCCAUAGAAAGUGUCUGGGCUUUCUUUCCCCAGGGACAAAGCAAACUGUCGGAAUAAUGAGGUGUCCAUAUUAAGCGGGUGUCCGUUGAGCGAGGUUUGACUGUAAAGAAGUAACAAAAUUCAGUAAUAUAGGAGCUGCUCGUAAGGUGUUUCCUCAUUGGUCGCAGAAAACAAUAGCACAUCAUUGUUUAUCAUUACCUCCCAUUGUUUCACGGUUAGGGUAUCGAACCAAUUGGCCUUUAGGGUUAGGAGAUCUGCUACAUGACCCACAAAAUUUGCCGCCAUUAUGGGAUAAAGUUUGUGGGAUUUUGUUUAAGGUGACAAAAAGGUUUAAGGUCUAAGGUAUUACCUUUAUACAUUUAUUUUAGUGUAAAUGUUCAUUUUCAAACCUCGAAGUCGAUUAAUAAAUCGAUUCUUUUUUCUAUUUCCAGCACCGAUCCAUCGAUAAACUUGAAUUUUAGCAUCUUCCUCUACAACUCAGGGGAGCGAAAAGAAGCUGCAAAGCAAUUCAGUAUUUACGAAAAAAAGAUGGAAACCGCCAGAUCAGUUAAGGGGAGUGACAUUGACCAAGAGGUACAUGUAUUUGCAUUAGGGCCCCUUUACAUAGAGGUGGGGGACCCCAGAUAGGUGAGGUAACAUGUGGCGGGUCACCCCACCUAUCAUGUAAACGUGAUCAAAUUAAAAUGAGAGAUUAUAUGGACGGGCGGGUUACCCCACCUAAGCGAGUCACCUCACCUUCCUUGGGUCCCCCACCUCCAUGUAAACAGGCCCCUUAGUUUCCAAAGAGAAUGCCUAGCCUGCGUGUAAGCUCACUAUUUGGGGAAUCGCGGAAAGUCAUGCGAGAGCCGCACGCAAUAGAAAUCACUCGCGCCUCCCUUCGCUCGCCAUAAUUGGAGAGCUUUCUCGCAGGCUAGAGAAUGCCAUCAUGAUUAACGGGAAAACUAUUAAGCACAUGAUUGCUAACUUGCCAUUGGUCACUUUUGUAAUAACCAAUUUGACGCGUUUGACAAUUGUGGUCUGCAUGACAGUGAGAUUCAAGGCCAAGGUAAUCAGAGGCUUUUCUGUUUCUCGCUGCUAUCCAACUCGUUCAUGUGCUCCUGUCUCGCGCAUAUCGCUUAUCUCGCGCGUUAUUUUUCCAUGAGCCCGUCACACAGAACUCUGACCAUCGUGUUCGUGGUCAAACCCUGGCCAAGACGGAUUUAUCAGGAUUAUUUUUUAAUUCGGCUGCUGAUUUCAGUUAUAACUGCGACUGUUUCAUUGCAGUACUAAUACCAUAUUGAUUCGAUUAAGCGUACUGGGAACUUAAUUAUUUUUGGGCCUUGAAAGUGGGCGCUUAUACGAGGCUAAGCGCUUAUUAAAUUUUCACCAUAUUCAGUAAGAAGUGAGCCUAUUUUGCAACAAAGUAAUGAAUCAUAACAAAAUGUGGAGUUACUACCAAACCAGAAUAUUAACCGUUUACCGAACGGUUUCUAUGAGAUACUAAGAAAACUCGGCCUUCGGGAAAGUCUCCUAGUAGUACUUAGUCAACUUCAAAUUCAUUGUCACCAAAGUCAAUAAGUAGUGAGGUUUAUUAGUAAGGUAACAAGGCACUUUAGUAUUUUCUGGAGGGGUCGAGCUUUCAUAUUUGAGCCUGUGUGCGUACUUACUUUCCCAUCCACAGGAUGAGGUCGGGCGCUUAAUCGAAUAUACAGACGGUAUCUCUUAAAUUGGGGCAUGAAUGAGUAUAUUGGCAUGGUUCGCACGGGCCGUGAAAAGUCCUUGAAAAAGCAUCAUGUCCUUAAAAACUCCUUGAAAAUUGAAAAUUGUGGGACAUCCUUGAAAAGUCCUUGAAUUUUCCACAUAAGUCUUUGAAUAUUUGAAAGCUCUUUGAAUAAAACUAACCUUUGUCAAAGCAAAGUUUUUCGCGCAAAGGAAAGAUUGAAAGCACAGCAGUAGGCAAAUUUUCUUGGUGAUCAUGACAGUGUUUUCUUAUGAUUUCGGUGUUCCUGGCACAGUUCAUUUUCCGUUAUUUGAGGUACCCUAGGAACCCUGCCUCCCUGAGGGAAGGUAUUGCAAUGAGCAAACCCUACCCCAACUUCGAAUUUGAAAGGUCUUUUCGUCAUGUCAUUCUAUGUCAAAUUACAGGGGAAAGAAGUCCUUGAAAAGUUAUUUUGGUCCUUGAAAAGUCCUUGAUUUCCCCCCGCAAAUUCUGUAUGAACCAUGAUUAGGUUAGGUGCAUGAGACACUUGAGAAGAUCGCAGCAUGAAUCAACUGCCAAUCCGGACUGCAAUUUAUAAAAAUCCACUCCUCUUCCAUCCGUAAUUCAUCAGUUGGGCUAUUCGGAACAUGAGUAGCCCGGAGCUUGAAGACUGCGUUUAGCUAAAGGUGAAACUAGACUGGUCAGCUGCGACUGUGCAUGCGUUACCCAUGCCUCAGUCUUUUUGUGUGCCAGGACACUGAUAAUUUACAUUAACCUAAACGAAUCGUUUUACUCUGCUAACACAUUGGAGAGACUACAGCAAAGAAAAUAGGUAACCGAAACGGAUGUCAUCAUGCUUUUCCUUACGAAUCACUCUUUUUCAUUGUUUACUUUUUUUCCCUUUAGCUUGUUGAUGUGGCCAGCAAACUCGGCCCUUCUUUGCAAGUCGGAGAAAGUCUGGUGUGGGACGCAAGGAGUUCUGGGCAGUCGUCACGUGGGAAACAGCAGCAGCAGUCCCAGGGUCCUUCAGGGCCCGACUCUCUAGCCAGUAGCAGCACGUCCUUUCAAGAUGAUGGUUCUUUUGUUUAGAAGGAGAGCAUGCAGUUUAAGUCCCGUUCACGUACAAAUUUUAUGUGACAGUUUUUUGAGUGACAAAUCUACUUGCAGCCGUACACGACGGAAACCAUCGUUUCCAAACGUGCCAGAAAUUGCUGCGAACAUUAACAGAAGAGAUGUCGAUGACAGCCAACGCAGGGUGUUAACAACUCGCAGGGAUCUUGCUAAUGAGACUUUUCACAGGCGACAGAUUUUGUUUGACAGAAAAGCUGGGGCGUUAGCUUUCGGCCACCGAAUUUGUCUCCUAAAUUUACGGAAAUUUAAGUAGCAAAAGUGUCACAGAAGAUGUGCUCGUGUGGUACGGCUUCACAUGUUGAAUCCUGUGUCUGGCCAAUCAAACUACGAGCAGAAAAUCCAGUAAACCAAUCAGAAGUCAAAAUAAAUACAUGCAGAAUACUUUAAACAUGGGAAAACUUGUGCGAGCAGGUGACGUUCCGAUUGUUUCAACUUCAGGCGUACUGCGCAGUAACUCAGCGGACAGAGAAAACGUCGAAUAUUACCGACAAUAGUCCUUAAUCGAUCGUUGUUUUAAUGUAUUCUGCACUAAGUUAGUCUGUGAUCGGACUUCUUUCUAUUUAUGAGAGCACUUGAGGGGUGCUUAAAUCUCUCUGCUCUCAUUCUUCUUUAGCAGGUUCUGGUCGGGUCAAAUUUGAGUUGAACUGUAAAAACUUAAGUUUAAAACAAGUAAAACCUCAAAAUUUUAAAACCCAAUUAGAGCCUCUUUUUCUACAAGUUGUAUUCCCUCCUUCUUUGAGAGUUAGGGUGUGAUGAAGCUCUCCGUUUUGGAGAAGGGUAACAGGGGCCUUACGAAACUACGAAGGCGAUGGCAGCGGUAACCAAAAAAAAUCAAUAGAUUUAAUGAGCAAACAAUAACUGUGCACGUACAUCACGCUUUUUUGUACAUUUCUUUGCCGUCCCUUCACAACUACGACGUAAAAUGGCCAAAGUGUAAGUUUACUUGAGAACGGGAAUGGCAAGGUGAUGAAUUCUACCAUCUCUGUCUGAACUCGGGUGCGGUCCCCACCUAAAGUGCCUUCUUUUAAGUAACAGGGUGCCUUGGGAUAAUCGCGAAAUAGUUUCAAAGGAUGCGAAAUCUAUUUUUCAGCGACGUUUUCAUGGACGUCGCCGUUGUCGGAUCGUAAGGUCCCUACUAUAAUCGAGAGGAGACGGCGAGAAAAUAGGGAGAAGUAACCCUCACUCAAUUCGCUUCGCACGCCAAUUGUUCCCCUUUUUGCCCACUUGAUUGACUGAAUAACUUAAUUGAAUUGAAUUUAUUGUUAUUUUAAUUAUUUAUUUAACAUUUUUUACUCUUCUUCUGGAGUUUUGCUUGUGUUUUGCUCGCGUGUCGACUUGCUAAUCUGCUAGUUGCGGGUAGUGGAUAUUGCUUGCUGUAAAAUUUGCAAUAAUUAAUAAACAGUGGAAACAGUUAAUGAGCCUAGGCUAGUUCCGGGUCGGCUGGGAGGAUCGUGCUAUAUCAAAGUACCCCCCCCCCCCCCCCAAAUAGCCAGUAUAACGCCCCCAAUUGCCGGUGCUACAUAUACCCAACAGGCAGCAAAUAAGUCGCAUAAAAAUUGAAUUCGCGUUCUUUCACUCUUCAUCGCGAUUAUUUCAAAUGACUCUCGUCAGUUGUAGGCGAGCUCUUCUGGCGUUGAAUUCCUACGAACGAUAUUCAAGCUCAGGAAGAGAUCGAAAAUUUCGUCGCUGCUCGUUUACGUCCUCUUAGGAAGUUUCAAGUCGUAGUCGUUCAGGUACGGGAAGGAGAUGUACCAAGAAGCAUGCUGCACCUGCAAAAUUGUUGUUAUCAAUGACUAAUGUAACCACACCUUUAUUGCUUUUUUGACGUUUUCGUUGCUGUUGAACACUCUGUACCCCAACCUCGUUGCCAGGGUUUUCUCCCUCUCUCUUGCUUUGUAAGAGAGAACACUGGGAACGAGGUUUACUGUAUCCGCACUUUCUACUGGGAUUUAACACUUCAUGUAUUUUGGGGAGGGGCUGGGGAGUUAUAAGAUAGCACUGCUUUUCAAACUCGGCUUAGUUCUAAGACAUAUUAUUAAUUGCAUUAUAUCAUUGUUUCAGUGCCUUUUGUUAACUAUUUUAGUCUAGUUUGUAAAAGUAUACAUGUAGCUUUUUUUCUCUGUCUCGCAACCCUAACCCAAAUAGUAGGUAGGUAGGUAUUUUAUUUAUCCACAUUACACGGAUGAGUAGAAGACUAGUUUAAACGUGAACGUGCCAAAAUCACUAUAAACCUAUAAACACAGUACAUAUCUAAAGGGAAAAAAUAAUAAUAAUAAAAUAAAUAAAUAAAUUGAUAAAAUAAAAUAAAAAAUUACACGAAGAUAUAAAAAUAAAAAACAUAUACGAAAAUCAAUAACGCUAAGAGGAAAUCUAGCCAUAUGGAAUCCAUAUUAUGUACAAAAGUUAUUACACUCAACUCCGGUUGUCAAGUUGACCUCAUCCAGCAUUGACUUAAGGUGGCUCCCUAGAGUAAAUUGGCCAUGCGCAGCCUGAGCACUAGUGUGGCGCGAGCUUUAAAAUCCGCGCGACGUCCACGCAAAAAUUAAAACAAACAUGGCCUUUCAGUUUCGAAAUAUUCCCCCAAAAAACUUUAUUAACUUUCUGUUGAAGCUCAUCGUACAAAAAGUUUGAUUGGUGUAGAUCAAACAUUUAUGAGAGGAGACAAUGCCGGUUACAAGUCACUAUCGAUCUAUAUAAGAGUAAAUUGUAUGUAAAAACAAAGCAGAAAUUUUCCAAAGACAUCAAUUCUUUCGCUUCAAAAGUAGACAAACGUUAAAUAGUCGGAAGAAAAUGGUGAGAGGAAACUUUACUAAGAAAACAAAGAAGUAAGUACACUAACCCAGAAGGAAGCAAUGUGGCUCAGUUUCUGGCCUUUGGUUCACGGUCAGUGGAAAGAUCUGAAAGUUCGAGCCAACUCCCGAACAAACACUGAAGAUUGUUUUCACUGGCGGAGCUCCUCGGUCACUUUAUUUCUCUUACAUUUGAUUUGAUUUAAGAAAUUCUAAAAGUGGCUUUAAGACAAGAAUACAGGGAUUGUAAAUUUUUUUUGUUUUGCCGAUUGUAUCACAUUGCUUAAAAGACUUAUCAGAAAAAGGUUUCCCACUUAACUUGCCUCCCAAUCGCCGGAACCUUCCCAUUGACGAACCAACAUCCUUGUAUUUUUUCUUGUUUCUACGUCCUUCAACGCACAUGUAAGAUGCACUAGAAAAUGUUUUUGCACAACGAGAAAUAAUUUUACUCGCAGAUUGACCCUUGACGAAAGCAAUAGUCGUCCGUCGAGACCUACGUGUAGCUGAGGACAUGAUUGACGAUUUAUAGAUCGGCACCAUCUUUUACAGCAGACUUUUAAGGAAAAACUUCGCCGUCGAAAUUAUCCCAAAAGAAGAACAAGGUUGAAAAAGUAUCCGGAAGUGGGCUGACAUUUGGCGAUCUGCAAACAGUAUACAGCAGAUUAGGAAAUGAAGGGCUCAUUGCGAUCCUUGCACAACCACCGUCUUCAUCUUCGACGAUCGCCAUCCUCACGAGUGACCACCACGGUUCGAAUUUUAGCUACAAUAGUCGAGUACUUCGAAGAAAACAUUCAGUGUUAGGUACAAAAUUUAAUCUGGUAUCUCUCCUUUUUCAACUGGCGAGAUAUCAUCGUAAUAAUACUAAUAAACGGCUUCAAAACAAUGGCUUUCGUACUUUUCAAAGAAACCACCUGUUUUCAGUAGCUUUGUGCAUUAUGCGCAUGCGGGAGUGAUGGCUCGCGCGCGUAUUUUGCUCAUACGACCCCGAACCACGCGUGUUUUUCGGAUUUUUGUGACCUCAACGUAGUUAAUUAACCGUGAAUUUCUCGCGUUUCCUUCGGUAAAUUUUGUUAAAAAUCGCCUCAUUUCUUAACAGUUGAGGUAACUUUGUACUGCCCUUUUCUUGUCAAAAUCUGUAAGAGCUAAACUCCUCCAUUAAGAAAAAUUACAAAUUUCAAAAUAAUGGCAAAACCGUCUUAACGACCCCAUGUUUUUUCCACUUUAAAAUGUUAAGCAAUAUCGUUGAUAUAAAGUGGCAAAGUUUAAAGACAUUUCACUGGGGGAAAUAAGAAAUAUUAAGAAAAAAUGAUCAAAAAUGACAAAAUUACUACCUGCCUAAGGAUGCGAUUUUGCCAUGACAACGGCCUUAGUCCAGACAAUGAAACUUGAUAAAGGUACGAAUCUUGCAGUGAUGCAAUGAUAUGACCUAUGCAUGAAUCUACUGUUAUAGGUAGGCUGAUUUAGCUUGCAGAAGCCUCUGAGGUCAUAUUCAUUAUUACGAAAUAAGACCAUCUCUUUAAUAUUAUUCGACCCCAUAUUGUAUAAGCAUUUGUAAAAAAGGGAGAGAGCAUGAGAAAAUCUACGAUGCUCUAGGGUCUUUAGUCCAACAUAGGUAAGUAGGUCGCUAUAUGAGGUUGACUUAGCCAUGUUCAAAAGAGUGCUCCAGUUUAUUAGAAAGACCAGAUGAUAACCCAACUAAGACUGGAGCACAGUACUCUAGGUGUGGCAAAAUAAAGGCCUUGUAAAUAUUAACCAUCACUUCUGAAGGUAUGAAUUUACGAACUCUCCUAAGAGCACUGAGUUUAACAUUAACCUUAUUACAUACAGAUUUAAUAUGGGCUUUAAAAGAUAGGGAGCUGUCAAUGUUUAGACCUAGUAACUUCAUAUCGUGUACCACCUCCAAGGGUGGCCUAGUACGGUCAGCAAACAAUUCGUAGUAUGGCGGAUUGUCACCCAAUGGUAAUACUUUAGUUUUAGAUUCGUUUAUACUUUAGUACUUACACGUGAACCAUAUCAUGACUUAAGCACAUGGAACUUGCUGUGAGAUCUUGACUCUAACACAUCUUGAUUAGGGUGUGAUAGAUACAGUGUCGUAUCCUCAACAUAACGCCUUAGCUUAGCAUCGUCGACAGAAUAAGUGAGAUCAUUAAUGAAUAGGUUGAAUAGAAGAGGUCCCAAUAUUGAUCCUUGAGGAACGCCGUGUUGGAUUGUUUUCCAGUCUGAUCAGGUGUUUCCGAUCUACAAUAUCAAUAGUGUUUCCGAUCAAUAUCAAUAGUGUUUCCGAUCUACAAUCACCAAUAGUUGGUGUUAAGAAAUAAAAAAAAAAAGAGAGAAUCAAACUGGUUGAACUAGUUGAAACCAUUUUGACUUGACUUUCAUAUUGAACUCCAGUACAUCGUGUACAAAACCAAUGCUAAGCCAAUCAUUCAAAUCAUUCAAGAACCUUCCAUUAUUGAUAAUUCACAAAAAAAUGCCGACACACCAGACCAGAAGACUGUUCAGCUUGGCUCAUUUUCCCAACAUCCCGCACGGUACCUAGAAACACUUCUUCAAGAACUGAAUGAGUGUCACGUUUGUUACGUCAACCAAUAGAUUUACAGUCGCGUUUACGGCAAACGCAAACGGCAAACGUCAGAUUAAAGUUGAGAAUUUCUAAAAAAAAAAAAAAAAAAAAAGAGAAUAAGCAGAUAAAAGCUGCCCAGAACAAUUCUUAUGGAUAAAACUGGCUUGAAAACCACUCAUUUUUGUGUAGAAGUAAUUUACAGUCAACGACAACUAAAGGGAAAACUUAGUCAUGUGGUUCAAAUUGGCUUUAACGUGACUCUGAAUCUAUAAAAAUGAAUAAUUUUUGGAGAGUUUGUCAAUUUUAAACAGUUAUUGGACGGUUUGUGUGAUAUCCGGACUAAUCACGGUCGAGCUAAGUGUCAUCAGCCGAACCGGAUGUCGAGGCUGAUAACACUUACCAAGACCUUGUUGAUUUUUGCGGAUACCAGAAAAGCCAAAUCUAAUAUAAUUGUUUUAUUAUACAAGAAAAUAGCGACAGACACACCGUCGCAAGAAACCGUAUUGACAUUGUUCUUGGAAAUCAUGCAUUACGCGCAAUAAACGAACUAUUCUGUAGGUUGCGCUGAUGUCCAGAGUUAACUGCUAUGGUUGGCCGUUUGUUACAACAUUCAGGAUUCCUUCCAUUCCAUUCCAUUCCCUUACAUUCCAUUCCGGCCAGUGGUCAUAAAACUGAUUAGUAAUGAUUUAUGCAACGGAAGGCUGGAGUACCCUCCUUAGUGAAAUAAUUAAGCACCUGUCUUCAAAUUUUCGGAGCAAGCCAAUGUUAAGCUAAACCGGAAUAAACUCUGGCGAAUCGAAGUGAGCCGUGUUUUCUAUCACUGAGCAUUGUAAAACGAAGAAAAAAGUUCUUGUUGAUUUAAUAAAUGCCGAAUGCUACAGUGUUUUUGAAAACUGGUUACAUUAAUGUAGCGACGUUUUCGUUUGAUAAACACGAAAAUUUUCAUUGGGAUUGCUUAAACUCCUCUGGAAGUUCAGACGCGUUUUAGUCGAGUUCAGGGAGUUUUUCAAGCCGAUUAUCUAGUAAGCUUUUGUCGUCAUAUUUUGGUUCUUUCACUAAGCAUGAACUUGAAAAAGAAGAAGAUAUCCACAAAAUGAGUUUUUAACACAUGCUUGUAAAAUACAAAUAAUAUUUUUUGAUGUGUCUAUUUUCAAAAACCAAUCAACCUAUUAAAACCUUUCUUCGUGGGAGGUAAAUUUUUUCUAGAGGUUUUUGAGCUGCAUCAAGCACCAGCUAUGUGAGAACAUAGCCUUAGGCUAAGGUUACACUAUACCGGAUAUCUGCACCGGCACGAAAUUCAUACUGGAUACUAUGCUUCUGUUCACACACAACGGAACAGUAACUAUUUGGGUGCGAUUUCUGUAACGGAGCGAGUACAAGCGAGGCUGUGCCGCGCCGAUCUCUGAAGUGGAUAGCUUUUCGUGUCGGCAAGAAAACUGAGAAAUUUUAGCUAUCCGGUAGUCUUCAUUGAAGAUUAAUUUUCUGCUUUAAGGGACCCCAUGUAUGUGCUAAGCGCUAUUUUUUUUAAUUAACAUUUUCAUUCAUUAAGUUUCUAACAGUUAGUUUCCAAACAUGACUGAUGUCUAGUUAAUUAUUAACUAAAUUUUCACCGAGAGAACUAGUAGCUUCCUCUCUAAUUAGAAAGAUUAAAAUUUGAGUAACUAGUGCAAAGUCUCCAAAACAACCUAAAAUGGCCAUAUUCGUAUUUUUUCUAACAAGCUUUUCAGGAAAAGCAGCCCUUACCUUUAAUUUUAAUGAACAGAUCAUUGAAAUAUCCUUCUUGAAUUACACGCCAAGUUAACUUAUACGCCAACUUAAACAUAAAUUAGCGAGAGAAAACAAACUUUAAACCUUGGGUAACUGGGAUAAAAAGUUCGAGAAGACCAUAGUAACCCUUAAAGUGUUUUGUUUUUCAUGACCCGACCGACGUUAUUGUUGGGAAAAUUAGAAAAAAAAAAUAAAAGAAAAUAAUAUACGUAUUAUAAUCCACCAGCAUAGCUUCUCUUAAUCCGUUUGAACUUAGACGUAGUUAACUUUAUUUUCAAAUAUAAUCCAUUCUUACCCGGUAUUAAAAAAAACUUCGGCAUCACAUUUUCUCGAAAAUGUGGUGAUAAGAAAGUUCAUGAUGUAUGUAUGUAUGUAUGUAUGUAAAUCUUUAUUUAAACACGGGAAAUCAUCAGUUAAGCUUAAGUUAAAAACUAAAACUAAUUACAACUGCUUUACAUGAUUGCCGUGUGGGAAUCCGAUAUAUCAGCUACCUUCUUGAUAUUUCGCUUAAAAUGCUCAACGGAUGCAGCGUUUUUUAAGUUUUUGGGCAAGUUAUUCCAUAACAUGGCCCCGCUGUAAGAGAAGCUUCGCUUCAAAUAAUUGGUGCUUGGUUUGGACAAGGUCAGCCUUCCCUCAGAGUUUCUUAAGUUGUAAGCAGAUUGACGCUGAGAGAAAAGACUUUGCAGAUAUUCUGGAGCAAGGCCAUUCAUGGUUUUAUACAUCAUUACGGCUUUUUGUUUCUUUCGUCGAAGAGAUAGCCUCUCCCAGCUAAGGGUGGAGAGAAGGUGGUUUGAGCUCGCAUCAAAGGGUGAUUUAGUAAUAACUCUGGCUGCACGAUUCUGUAAUUUUUGGAGCUUAUCACUCAAGUAACCACUCAAACAGUCCCAGACGGGGCUGCAGUAAUCAAAAUGAGGCAUAAUUAAAGCGUUAUAAAUUUGAAUUGCAGUUUCUUUGGAUAUAAAGGGCCGCACACGUUUUAGGGCGCCUAUAGCUGAAGAGACUUUCUUGCAAAUCUCUUCAACGUGUUUACCCCAAGAGAGUUGAGCAUCUAUGGUAAGACCCAAGGAUUUGGUAUGAUCGACUCUCUUAAUAAUUUGGUCAUCAAUUCUGAUUUCUACAUCGUCACAUUGGGCAGAUAGUCUUUGUCUUGAUCCAAUAAUCAUUAGCUCUGUUUUAGCAACAUUUAGACUGAGCUUGUUAGCUUUCAGCCAACAGCUAAGGUUAUUUAAUUCAGGGGUUAGAGCUAGCUUAAGCUCUGUUAACGUCUUAGCAGAUAACGUAAGGUUGGUGUCGUCGGCAAACAUUCUGCAGUGCGGAGCGCAAAGAAGUAAUCGAGGAGUGAAGAACUCUUACAGUAACAUCUCAUUGAGUGGGAGCUCAGAAUCUCUCUUCUUCUGUACAUGGUAAAAUACGAAAUAAAUGAAAACAAAAGGAUAAGAUAAUAAAAAGUGAUAAGCUAACAUUUAUCGGCAGUAGAUUUGUUUUGUUUGUCUGUUUGUUUUUUUUUUUUACUUAGAGGGAAUCCUACAAUUGUAAACAUUUUGAACAAUAUAAAAAUUCAGAAUGUAUGCUAUUAAAUAAUUAAAAACUAUUCAACAAAGGUCGACGUCAAGACGUUUAACUGAUGACUAAUAAGCCCUGAUGACAUUUUCUGCUUGUGCAUGAAAACUGUCCGAUCGCAAUCGGGAGCGGUUCAUUCCCAGCCAAGGCCUUGGCAUGGCAGAUCGUUUAGCUGUGUCAGCGCUCUUGCUGGUUUGUGUUGUUUGGGGAGCUUGGCUAAACUAUGUUGCAACUGCUCGCGUUAAUGAAGGUGAGGUACAGAUUAACUAUUUUUCAGGCUUUUUCUUCGCCGAACUACAUCUGAUUCAGUACGUUGUUUUGCUCAGUUGCGGCUUUAGCUGCGAAGAUGUUCUUUAAAAUUAUUUCAGCUAUUAUAUACUCAGAAGACCUUGAGGGGUCUUAAUUUGUCAUGAAAUAUUUCAGUCGCUGUAGGCCAGACCUAUUAAAAAUUGCCGAAGAUUUUGUCAGUCCGCGUCGACCAAUCCAGGGCAACAACGGUUUCCUCCUAAAUGCAUUGAAAACACUUCUUAGGCUAUCCAGAGUACUUUUAGAUCUCUAGAAAUGCAUUUUAAGCGGGGCUAUGGUCAUCCUAGGGUAACUUGAGUCUUUUCGAAACUACAAGUCAUUACAAAGGCUUCAGUAUUAUUUUCCCGCAAAUUUUAGACGCAUUUUAAAGUAUUUCGAAAGUGAGAAUUUUUUUCAUUAUUCUCUCCAUCGCAUUUUCGCAUUUUAAACUUUAGAAUUGAAAAUCCGAGAAUGGAACGGUCAUCUAACAAUGUUUAGCCUUCCUCAAGCUAUAGGAAAUUCUAGGCAAUAUUUGCUUCUCCGAACAGAUAUUUUGCGGAAAAUAGUUGUUGGGUGUCCCUGACCAACCGUUACCUGAACCGAGAGCCGCUCGAGUUGUACAACCUAAGUAUACAUGUUACGAAUGCGAAUUUUUUUCAGCCGGGCUUAACGGAGAUUUCGCCAUCUUGGGAAAAACUUUUACAAUCAUCGUGUUGAAACACUUGCCGUUUGAAUAACGCUUCGCCAGUGGCCUACUAUAAGUGAGGCUAUGAUCUAAGUUGCCCAGUGGUUUUAUAAGUGAACGUGAUCUGAAAGCGACUGAGCCGGGCUCGACUGUCUGAUCGCAUUAAAUGUGGUGGAGUUUCCCAAGCCCCAAAGUGUUCAUGAAAACUGGACCCGUAAAAUUAAUUGGAAACUUUCUCUUUAUUUGCAAUGCCUUACAGUUUAGCAAAACGUACUUGGAUAGCACCAUAUGGAUAGUUCGAUAUAAGUAGCUCACGCACACUGCUAUGGCCACUUUCUGUUAAAAGUUUAUAGAAAGGAGAAGUCGUUACGUCACGUUGCCAUGGUAGCAAAAGUUUUGGAUGACAACAAGCCGAAAAAGUCACUUAAAAGUCUAUUCGCACUAUUUCAAACUUCACCGAUCUUAUUCAAUUUCAUUUAAUUUGGCAAAUUAUGGCGAAAUUUUCUUUGGGACCAUAUCUAACGUUAUCUAAGUUUAGAAAAUGAAAGGGACAAUUUUUGUGUUGUGUUCACCUACUCCAUAAAUCGAGCUCGUGAAAUUAGCUUAAGGAAGUUUCGUGUCGUAGUGGUGCAACGACGGCAAAGAAAUGUUCAAAAUGGUGUGUUGUACGUGCAAGUUGUUGUUUGUAAAUAUAGACAUAUCAUAUUUUGCCGAACUCCUUGCCGUCGUCGUCGUUGGUUUUGUUGUCAUCCAGAAAUAGUGCUACCAUGAUAACGUGACGUCACACUUCUCCUCUCUAUUGAGAAUCAAAUUCAAGUACCGUGCACUGAGUGAGAAGUGGCCGCAUUUUCCAUAAAACAAAGUAAAUAAAUACGCUUGCACCAGCCAUGCUUUACGCGAAAUUGUACUUUCAUGGAAGUGUGGUGGCUUUUUCUACUGAAACCGGUCGAACACUAGCACUUCAAAUGUAGCUGAAAUUUGAACCUUUUAGGACUUUCCGUGAUGUGAUUGAUAUGCUCACCUUUUUUCUAUAUUGUUCUUUUUCACCUAGUUGUCAAAAAUGACUAACGAUCAGCUUUACAUGCACUGCUGAAGAAACUUUUGUGUUAAACUAGACGUUGUCUUCAGCUGUCAAGGGUUAGAGUACGACGAAUAUGCUCUACCAAUUUAAAAAUUAAAAUAGUAGGUCACAACAGUACCAAUCGUUUCUGUUUUUUUUUCGUUAGUCAUUGUAAAACAGAGAAAAAUUCCCUGUUAAUUCAAUAAAUGCAUCAGUCAAUUGAGACCGCGGCCCUCCGACCCCAGCGACUUGGCAGGGAAUUUAACAUUGACAGCGUGUUAAAACACCUCUAACUUUCCGUCUCCCCGGGCCAAACAGUUUCAUUGUUAAAAGCCCCGUAUAGCAGGGCACUAGUAGGUCAUUAACAAAAAACAUGAUUGAGUUCGGAUUAAACAGUAUUUGCUGGUCUCAACUGUACUUGUUCCUAAAUUCAACCAUAUUUUUAACUAUUUACCAACGGCAGUGAAAUUGGACCUCUUUAUAUGACCUUCAUUCAAAUUCAAUCAUAGUGUGCGUACAUCGGGCCGAGGCACACUAGGGAGGGAAAGUCCAGGGUAAAAAAAUAUACCUUUCAGACCUGAAACAGUGCCAUGGAACUAAUUCUGCCUAUUUUAUAAAUGGCUUCUGGGUAUCCCCUGGCCACCUUCCUUCACGAGAGGUGCACAGCAAAUCGGAGCCGUGCGAUGUUUACAUGGUGAUGUGCAUGUCCAAAUGUUGUUGCCUUUAUUUGAACAGUUACUGAGUUUACACCUCCCUAACAGAACACUCCAUAUCACACUCAGCAACGUUUAAAAAUACAAUGAUAGAGCUUAUGGUUUUCCUCAGUGCUUCAUGAACUGCUGUUACUAGGCUUUGUAGAUCAGUUGGACAAAAACAUAUUAGUGCAGUGUCAUUGGCAGGUAUGUUAUUAAUAAUUACUGCAUUUUCACCGCACUCAGCUUCUUGCAAAGGAGAUCGAAAUUGAGUGUCAUUGGCAGGUAUCUUAUCAAUAAUUACUGCAUUUUUGGCUUCGUUUAUUCGAACCUUGUUCGAGUACCCGUUUUUGCAAUUCAAUGUAAUUUAUAGUCGGUCAUUGAAUUCUUUCUUAACUAUAUUAAUUUAUGUUUCAGGAAAUUGCGGUCAAAACAACCGACGCAUCACAUUUCUGACACCAGUCAGAGGUUUCUACCUUGAAGGACACGUGAUUUCAAAUCAUUCCGUGGAACCAAACCUAGAUUGCCAAGACCAAUGCGCCCUUGCGAGGGAAUGUGUUUCAUAUAAUAUUGGUCCAACGAUCAACAACAAGUUGACCUGUGAACUCAGUAAUUCAGAUCACUUGCAGCACCCAGAAGAUCUCAAACCAAGAAAAGACUGGAUCUACAGAGGCACACAGGUACAUGUAGAACGUACAAUGGCUCAACCCAACUUUAAGAAUUCACUAUCACUAUGUAGUAAAGAUUUGCUUGAAUUUUAUUUUAAAACGGUAUUAGUUAUAAAGUUAAUGGGUCUACUGGAGAUGCAUGCAAUAUAGGUUGGUUCACACUAGCCGUUAUACCCAUGUGUAAAUGCCUGUUAACCACGGGGAAGCAACUUUUUUGGUGUCCUAUUUUCCCAAAAUGAAAUUAUUGCUGGGAAAAUUUCCAUGCGUACAUCAAAAGAACAGAAGAUGAUGAUAACAAACUAAGAUGUUGAUGUUUCCAUACAUUUCUUUUAAAUUAGAAUCCUUGCGCCACGAACCCCUGUCUGAACCACGGGACAUGCUACAUGGGAUAUACUGAGAAAAAAUACGUUUGUGUUUGCCCAUCUGACUUUAGAGGUGAAAACUGCGAAGGUAAGUCGUGUUCUGCUAAAUUCAGUACAACCUUGUAUUUGCUAAAAUUCUCUUAUUUAUAACAAGGGUUUAUGACACAUAAUUAAGUAUCAUGAUCAGUGAACCGAUGCAAGAAGAUCCUCCGGGUCGACAAUGGAGUGUUGCAGAAAAUGCAAUUAAUUUCAAGACGCUGUUAAAGUCUUUUUGUUGUGUGUUUUUUUUUGGGGUUAAAAACUUGCAGGAGAGCGUGCUAUUCGUAAUUUUUUGUUGCCACUUUCUUGACUUCCAACAUUCGGGGUGGAACCCCCCUCUACGGACACCCAUAUAUUCGGACAGUUUCGUUUGUCGUAACCAAUCAAAUCAGCACCAAUCCCAAACUUCCAAUGCCUCCCCGCGGGGUAGUGCCUAAGAAAGAUGGCAUCUGGUGCCUUAUCACUGAUAUCUCUUAUCUCCACGGUUUUUCAAUUAAUUAUUACAUAACUAAGGAAGCCUUCACAUUGCACUACGCUACCUUCCACUAAGCUCUCUCUCUAGUUGCACGUCACAGCCCUCAUAGUAAAACUAAACAUCAAACACGCCUUCUGAUAUGACACUGCCCAGUCUGCCCGGAGAACCGCGAGCUACUCGGCAUCCACUGGCAGGGCAACUUUUACAUUCUCCGCCUCCCCUUUGGCUUGCGAUCCCAUUCCUUGCUCCUUCUUCUUUAAUCACUUGGCCGACGCCUUUGAGUGGCUCCUGAAGAACAACUAUCACAUUCAAGACCUGAUGCAUGAAAUGGAUAACUAUUUUAUGGUUGGUUCUCCCAAUUCUUCAUGUGCACCCACAAUGUGGAAACCAUCCCUGGUGUAGCUUCUCAAGUGGGCAUACCCUUGACCCCAGACAAACUUGUAGGACCCACCACCCGCGUGGUUUUUCUAAGUAUCUUCACCUUUCUUGCUGAAUCGUAAUUUUUCCCCCCGAUCAGCAAUAUCAUCUCCAUAAUUAUAGGUCUCAAAACAGCUCUAUAUUGCACAGAAACAAUUCCAAAGAUUUCUCAAAGAUUCAUGUGUACAUCUAACCUGAAUUUAUCGAGAAAAGCUCAGAUCGUUAGCUCAUAAAACCGGACCAUUCACCCAAAGAUUUCAAAAAAAGCCAAUCACAUGUUACGCGGAUACUUUAAUACAUUCUCAAAAGUCUCCAGGGCGUUUUUCCAGUUCGCUAAGAUCCGCAUUAGAAUCAGAAUGUUCUUCGCCCCGGUUUGCCAUUUUGACAAAAAUAAUGGUAAAGUCAUCUUCAUCCGUCUGACAGUUUACAAUUCUAUGCGGUGUACCGGGCAUAUUGAAUAAUGAGGCACUCGCAUGUUGUGAAAGUUAUCAGUCUAAAAUUAUCAGUUAAUUAUCAGUCUAAAAUUGGACACUUUCUCUCUGUAGUUGGGUUAUUAUGCAGCGAUUUAAUAAUUAAUAAUUUAAUAAUUGCUAAUUAAUGGCUUGUGUAUAUAACUCUGUCUAUAUUGCAAUAUCUGUACCGCCUCUAUCUAUCCUUUCAAAGAUUUUUACUCAACACUUCAAUUUCCGACAGUUAACAAUUUUUAUGCGUAGCACACGACAUCUUGAAUAAUGAAGCACAGCGUUUCUUAAACAAUGACUGAAAUAAAUAACCUAGAACUUUUUCUCUGCUUAGCAGCUGCAUUCUUAUCGUGCAGCCAUUUAAAGAAGGCACACCCUACAGCAACAAGUGGAAAUUACACUAUUGACUCAGAUGGCGAGAGAGAUCUGGAGCCAUUCUCAGUGUACUGUGACAUGACCAACAAGAACGGAGUUGGUGUGACAGUCGUAAGUCACGACAGUGAGAGCAGGACUACUGUGGAUGGAUACGAAGAUAAAGGUAGUUACUCACGUGAUAUUAAUUACACAGGAGCAAAUCUAUCUCAGCUGGCCAGUCUCGCCAAUGUCUCCUCACACUGCGAGCAGUUUAUCAAGUACGAGUGUCGCAAGGCAGUUUUUUGGUUUGAAGGCGAUCCAGAUGGAUGGUGGGUGUCACGUGAUUCUACUAAGAUGACCUACUGGGGUGGAGCAUCACCUGGAAGUGGCAAGUGUGCAUGCGGAAUGAACAACACUUGCGCAAAUCCCAACAAAGGCUGCAACUGUGAUGCCAAUGACGAUGUAUGGCGUGAAGACAGCGGUCUCCUCACUGACAAGACAAAGCUUCCAGUAAAACAGCUCAGGUUUGGUGAUACAGGUGGAAGUGAUGAGAAAGCCUACCACACUCUUGGAAAAUUCAACUGCUAUGGCACAGCAUAAUCACUUGGGUAUCAUACAGACAAACUUAUCGGUUAAUGUCAUAAUUUAUUGUUUUUUAGUGGAGUGUGAAAAGAAGUCUGUAAAUACAAGCACCUGCAGCUUAGGGUCAAUUAAAAAAAAAAUCUUACCAAUGUAAUGUACGAGUUUUCAGACUCUAAAGCAAUACCUACACUGUACUCUUAGCAAAUGAUCGCUAAAAUACACUCAGGUUUCACCGUAGAAAACAUUGGAUUGUAUUUAUAACGGAAAAAAACAAUCAAUAUUAUUAGCACUCUAAUAAGCAGCAAAGCUACGGUACUGUUGCAAUACGGUAUUGCAUAUUCAAUUAGCCGACGAUUGUUCAGAUCGUUUUUCCCAAUACGGACCAUUCUUUGUUCAUAUCGAAUUAGCUGUAGAUCGCGCUAAAAUUUAAUAUUCAUUUUGCAGUGUGUAACUUUGUAGUUAAAAAGGUUAGGACGCUGACGCUGAAUAAACUUCGCUCGUC
Molecule: messenger RNA, 34382 nt
Organism: Porites lobata
Lineage: Eukaryota; Metazoa; Cnidaria; Anthozoa; Scleractinia; Poritidae
Source: the annotation of a GenBank genome assembly